AUGUGCGGUACACGUCGUGGAGAAGUGUCGGGCUCGACCAACAUCACCCACGGUCGUGAAGUCCUGCCCACCAACGUCAAGCCCCUUCACUAUGACUUGACUCUCGAGCCCAACUUUGAGGCUUUUACCUAUGACGGAACUGUCAUCGUCGACCUCGAGGUCACCGAAGAUACCAAUUCCAUCUCCCUCAACUCCAACGAGAUCAAGAUUCACAAUGCCGUUGUUUCUGCUCAGGGCUCUGUCGUGGCCUCCCAGCCCGAGGUCACCAUCAACCAAGACACCCAGGUCGCCACCGUCAAGUUCUCCGAGACUAUCCCCGCUGGCUCCUCGGCCCAGCUGAAGCUGACCUUCACCGGCGAGCUCAAUGAUAACAUGGCCGGUUUCUACCGCUCCUCAUACAAGACCUCCGAUGGUGAAACCAAGUACAUUGCUACAACUCAGAUGGAACCUACCGAUGCUCGUCGGGCCUUCCCCUGCUUUGACGAGCCCGCUCUCAAGGCCAAGUUCACUAUCACUCUGGUCGCUGACAAGAGCAUGGCCUGCUUGAGCAACAUGGAUGUUGCUUCCGAGACCGAGGUUGACGGCGGCAAGAAGGCGGUCAAGUUCAACACCUCUCCUCUCAUGUCCACCUACCUCGUCGCUUUCAUUGUCGGCCAUCUCAAGUACAUCGAGACCAAUGCCUUCCGCAUCCCUAUCCGCGUCUAUGCCACACCCGAUCAGGACAUUGAGCACGGUCGCUUCUCGCUUGACCUGGCUGCUCGCACCCUGGCCUUCUAUGAGAAGGCCUUCGACAGUGAAUUCCCCCUGCCCAAGAUGGACAUGGUGGCCAUUCCUGACUUUAGCGCCGGUGCUAUGGAGAACUGGGGUCUGAUCACCUACCGUAUUGUCGAUGUUCUCUUGGAUGAGAAGACGAGCGGUGCUGCCCGCAAGGAGCGCAUCGCGGAGACUGUUCAGCACGAGCUGGCUCACCAGUGGUUCGGAAACUUGGUCACCAUGGACUUUUGGGAUGGUCUCUGGCUCAACGAGGGCUUUGCCACCUGGAUGUCCUGGUACUCUUGCAACGCCUUCUAUCCCGAGUGGAAGGUCUGGCAGACUUACGUCAUCGACAACCUGCAGAGCGCCCUGUCCUUGGACUCGCUCCGCAGCAGUCACCCCAUUGAGGUGCCUGUGAAGCGUGCCGACGAAAUCAACCAGAUCUUCGAUGCCAUCUCUUACUCCAAGGGCUCGUCCGUUCUGCGCAUGAUCUCCAAGUACAUGGGUGAGGACGUGUUUCUGCAGGGUGUCCGUAACUACAUCAAGAAGCACGCCUAUGGCAACACCCAGACGGGUGACCUGUGGGCUGCUCUCGCUGAUGCUAGUGGCAAGCCCGUUGAGCAGGUGAUGGACAUCUGGACCAAGAACGUGGGAUUCCCCGUUGUCACUGUCUCUGAGGAUGCCAAGACCUCAUCCAUCAAGGUCAAGCAGAACCGCUUCCUGCGAACGGGCGAUGUCCGCCCUGAGGAGGAUACCACGCUCUACCCAGUCAUCCUGGGUCUGCGGACCAAGCAGGGUCUCGAUGAAGAUACCAUGCUGAGCGAGCGGGAAGGCGAAUUUAAGGUUCCCGAUUUGGACUUCUUCAAGCUCAACGCUGAUCACUCCGCCAUCUAUCGCACCUCCUACACCCCCGAGCGUCUCACUAAGCUGGGACAGGCUGCUAAGAAUGGCCUCCUCACCGUCGAAGACCGUGCUGGUAUGAUCGCCGACGCGGGUGCUCUCGCGGCGUCUGGCUUCCAGAGCACUUCCGGACUCCUGUCUCUUCUGAAGGGAUUCGACAGCGAGUCGGAAUUCGUUGUGUGGAACGAGAUUCUGACCCGUAUCGGUGCUCUCCGGGCCGCUUGGUUGUUUGAGGAUGCUUCCAGCAAGGAUGCCCUGAAGGCCUUCCAGCGGUCUUUGGUCAGCGAGAAGGCCCAUGAGCUUGGAUGGGACUUCUCUGACAAGGACGGACACAUCCUGCAGCAGUUCAAGGCAUUGAUGUUCGGCAGUGCCGGCUCGGCUGAGGAUCCGGUCGUCGUCAAGGCGGCCCACGAUAUGUUCGAGCGGUUCGCUGCCGGCGAUGCCAAUGCCAUUCACCCCAACAUCCGCGGCAGCGUGUUCAGCAUUGUGCUGAAGAAGGGCGGUGAGAAGGAGUACAACAUUGUGUUGGACCGGUUCCGCAACGCCCCGACUUCGGACGAGAAGACCACCGCCCUCCGCUGCUUGGGUGCCGCCGAGGACCCGGCUUUGAUCAAGCGCACCCUGGAAUUGGCCAGUGGCGACGAGGUCAAGAACCAGGACAUCUACAUGCCCCUGAGCGGCCUGCGCAGCCACACCAACGGUAUCGAGGCUCGCUGGACCUGGUUGACCACUAACUGGGAUGCCAUCUUCAAGCGCCUGCCCCCGUCGCUGGGUAUGCUCGGCACUGUUAUUCAGCUCAGCACCGCCAGCUUCUGCACGGAGGCCCAGUUGAAGGAGGUCGAGACCUUCUUCAAGAGCAAGGACACCAAGGGAUUCGACCGUGCCGUCGAGCAGAGUCUGGAUGCCAUUCGUGCCAAGGUCAACUGGGUCAACCGUGACCGCGCCGACGUUGGAUCCUGGUUGAAGACCAACGGCUAUUCCCAGGGCGGCAAGCUAUAA
Molecule: messenger RNA, 2652 nt
Organism: Aspergillus aculeatinus CBS 121060
Lineage: Eukaryota; Fungi; Ascomycota; Eurotiomycetes; Eurotiales; Aspergillaceae
Product: M1 family metallopeptidase
Exons: 3
Coding region: 1-2652 (883 amino acids)
Biological process (GO): peptide catabolic process; proteolysis
Cellular component (GO): cytoplasm
Molecular function (GO): peptide binding; metalloaminopeptidase activity; zinc ion binding
Source: RefSeq, a predicted model, not a curated record